CGGCGGGGGCGGGUUCUGUGGAGCACCCAGCUGCAGCCGCGGAGCCGGACGUGUCCGCGAAGAUGGCGGGCCGGAGUAUGCAAGCUGCAAGAUGUCCUACAGAUGAAUUGUCAUUAACCAACUGUGCAGUUGUGAAUGAGAAGGAUUUCCAGUCUGGCCAGCAUGUGAUUGUGAGGACCUCUCCCAGUCACAGGUACACAUUUACACUGAGGACCCAUCCAUCAGUGGUGCCAGGGAGCAUUGCAUUCAGCCUACCUCAGCGAAAAUGGGCUGGACUUUCUAUUGGGCAAGAAAUAGAAGUCUCCUUGUAUACAUUUGACAAAGCUAAACAGUGUAUUGGCACAAUGACCAUCGAGAUUGAUUUCCUGCAGAAAAAAAACAUCGACUCCAACCCUUAUGAUACCGACAAGAUGGCAGCAGAAUUUAUUCAACAGUUCAACAACCAGGCUUUCUCAGUGGGGCAGCAGCUUGUGUUUAGCUUCAAUGAAAAGCUUUUUGGUUUACUGGUGAAGGAUAUUGAAGCCAUGGAUCCUAGCAUCUUGAAGGGAGAGCCUGCAACUGGUAAAAAACAGAAGAUUGAAGUAGGACUGGUUGUUGGAAAUAGUCAAGUCGCAUUUGAAAAAGCAGAAAAUUCAUCACUCAAUCUUAUUGGCAAAUCUAAAACCAAGGAAAAUCGCCAAUCUAUCAUAAAUCCUGACUGGAACUUUGAGAAAAUGGGAAUAGGAGGUCUGGACAAAGAAUUUUCAGACAUUUUUCGACGAGCAUUUGCUUCGCGCGUAUUUCCUCCAGAGAUUGUGGAGCAGAUGGGUUGUAAACAUGUUAAAGGCAUUCUGUUAUACGGGCCCCCAGGUUGUGGUAAGACUCUCUUGGCUCGACAAAUUGGCAAGAUGUUGAAUGCAAGAGAGCCCAAAGUGGUCAAUGGGCCAGAAAUCCUCAACAAAUAUGUGGGAGAAUCAGAAGCUAACAUUCGCAAACUUUUUGCUGAUGCUGAAGAGGAGCAAAGGAGGCUUGGUGCUAACAGUGGUUUGCACAUCAUCAUCUUUGAUGAAAUUGAUGCCAUCUGCAAGCAGAGAGGGAGCAUGGCUGGUAGCACUGGAGUUCAUGACACUGUCGUCAACCAGUUGCUGUCCAAAAUUGAUGGGGUAGAACAGCUGAACAAUAUCCUUGUCAUUGGAAUGACCAAUAGACCAGAUCUGAUAGAUGAGGCUCUCCUUCGACCCGGAAGACUGGAAGUUAAAAUGGAGAUAGGCUUGCCAGAUGAGAAAGGUCGACUACAGAUCCUUCACAUCCACACAGCAAGAAUGAGAGGACAUCAGUUACUCUCUGCUGAUGUAGACAUUAAAGAAUUAGCUGUGGAGACCAAGAAUUUCAGUGGUGCUGAAUUGGAGGGUCUGGUGCGAGCAGCACAAUCCACUGCUAUGAACAGACACAUAAAGGCAAGUACUAAAGUGGAAGUGGACAUGGAGAAAGCAGAGAGCCUGCAGGUGACAAGAGGAGACUUCCUUGCUUCUUUGGAGAAUGAUAUCAAACCAGCAUUUGGCACAAAUCAAGAGGAUUAUGCAAGUUAUAUUAUGAAUGGAAUCAUCAAAUGGGGUGACCCAGUUACUCGAGUUCUGGAUGAUGGGGAGCUGCUGGUCCAGCAGACUAAAAACAGUGACCGCACACCACUGGUUAGCGUCCUUUUAGAAGGCCCUCCUCAUAGUGGGAAGACUGCAUUAGCUGCAAAGAUCGCAGAGGAAUCCAACUUCCCCUUCAUCAAGAUCUGUUCUCCUGAUAAGAUGAUUGGCUUUUCUGAGACAGCCAAGUGUCAGGCCAUGAAGAAGAUCUUUGAUGAUGCAUACAAAUCCCAACUCAGUUGUGUGGUUGUGGAUGACAUUGAGAGAUUGCUAGAUUAUGUCCCCAUUGGCCCCCGAUUUUCUAAUCUGGUAUUACAGGCUCUUCUUGUGUUACUGAAAAAGGCACCUCCUCAGGGCCGAAAGCUUCUUAUCAUUGGGACCACUAGCCGCAAAGAUGUCCUUCUGGAAAUGGAAAUGCUUAAUGCCUUCAGCACCACCAUCCACGUGCCCAACAUUGCUACUGGAGAGCAGCUACUGGAAGCUUUGGAGCUUUUGGGCAAUUUUAAAGAUAAGGAACGCACCACAAUUGCACAACAAGUCAAAGGGAAGAAAGUCUGGAUAGGAAUCAAGAAGCUACUGAUGUUGAUCGAGAUGUCCUUGCAGAUGGAUCCUGAAUACCGCGUGAGAAAAUUCUUGGCCCUCUUGAGAGAAGAAGGAGCUAGCCCUCUUGACUUUGAUUGAAAAUGAACUCUUUGCAACACACGGUGACCAAGGGACAUGACCAAGGUGAAGAUGGCCUGGGAUCUUCACUCAUCUUGCUGGAGAUACUGGACUAAGUGAAACAUUCUCUACCUUCAACCUGCACUCACUGCAUGAUUAGUGCAAAAACACUCCCCUCUUCAUGCUUAUUGAGAUAUUCUGGUGUUUUUGUGGAAAGUGUAAAUCUGCUUAAGAUGCUGUGCUUACCUUCCCCCGAGCUGAGGUGGUUCCUUCUUACUCAGAGUCUGUGUGGGAGCCGUACUGUAUUUGUGCACACUACACAUUUGAAGCUCCGUACCACCUGAAAACUAUUAGUAAAGGUAACAAAUGUUGCAGGACAACACUUGACCUUGUUAGAAGGUCGACUUUCUGCAUGCAAAACAAGAGCAGUGAGCAGAGGCGUGGGUUCUCUGGGACUCUAUACAACUCCCCUACGCUUACACUAACGGUAAUUGGUAUUUGGUUAAAGGUAUUCCCGUGGAACUGGUUAUUAUUGCCUGAAGAAACAGGGCUUUGAAUAUCUAAGAUGCUGUUCUUAAUCAUUUUCAGGGAUAUUUUCAAGUUGCAAUCAGGAGAUCUUUCUUAUUAGAAAGUCCAAUUGUCACUGUGGUGGCUGUGACAUCCCCUUGAUAUAAUUAAUUUGCUCUGUGGUAAGAUAUAUGCUAAUUAUUACCACUCAGAAGAUGUUGUUAAAAACUUAUGAAA
Messenger RNA from Urocitellus parryii (Arctic ground squirrel), 3020 nucleotides. RefSeq names its product N-ethylmaleimide sensitive factor, vesicle fusing ATPase (gene Nsf). Gene Ontology annotation, molecular function: ATP binding; ATP hydrolysis activity. Gene Ontology annotation, cellular component: Golgi stack. The record is from RefSeq and is a predicted model, not a curated record. NCBI's taxonomy places the organism in Eukaryota, Metazoa, Chordata, Mammalia, Rodentia, Sciuridae. Gene Ontology annotation, biological process: Golgi to plasma membrane protein transport; intra-Golgi vesicle-mediated transport; SNARE complex disassembly.